GUUACUUUUAGGUAGAAUAGUAUCGGAACUUGUCGAAGCGUGUUGUUCGUUGUGUAACGUUGGAAGACAUAUAUACGUAUAUUAACAAUUAUAUUGUGCGAUAAAAGUUUUAAAGUAAUUUCGUUUAAAUCAUUUUCUAACAAGUUAUUAAUUUUUCACCGGUUAACAUCUCGUUUUUAUCAAGAACAGUUGUCAAAUCCAAAUUAAAGAGAGCUAAUACAAGCAAAAAGAUGACUACUUGGAACACACCAGGUGCAGGAUACUAUCCAGGGCAACAAGGUUUUCCUUAUCCACCACAAAAUCCUGGUUAUCCACCACCACCACAAGAAGGAUAUCCACCUCCUUAUUCGGCUGGAAAUAUUCCACCACAACCAGGAUUUAUACAACCACCAGGUAUACCACCACCAGGUGUACCACCCUACGGUCAAGUUCCACCUCCUACCGGAACACCAUUCGGUGUAACUCCACAACCAGGAAUGUAUGGGUCAAGUUAUGUGGAAGAUCCCUUACAAGACGAAAUAAAGGGAUUUGAUUUUAAUGAUAAAUCAAUAAGAAAUGGGUUUAUUAGAAAAGUCUACUCAAUUCUAAUGACUCAGCUAUUGAUUACCCUGUCAUUGAUAGCUAUAUUUUUGUACCACAAACCAACGCAAAAAUGGGCGAUGGCACAUAGAGAAAUAUUUUGGAUUUGUUUUGCUGCUACCAUAAUUUUGAUCAUUUGCAUGGCUUGUUGUACCAGUGUUAGACGUAAAGCUCCAAUGAAUUUUAUAUUUCUUUUCUUAUUUACAAUAGCCGAGGGAGUCUUAUUAGCGAUGGCUGCAUCCACUUACAGAUCGGAAGAAGUAUUAAUGGCAGUGGGAAUUACAGCAGCUGUUUGUUUGGCGCUAACAAUUUUUGCGUUCCAAACGAAAUAUGAUUUCACUGGUUGUCAUACUAUUUUAUUCAUAGCUCUUGUCGUCUUGAUUAUAUUCGGUAUUAUUGCUAUGAUCUGGCCUGGUAAAACUGUACAACUUGUUUAUGCAUCAUUGGGUGCACUAAUUUUCUCAUUCUAUUUGAUCUAUGAUACCCAAAUGAUAAUUGGAGGUAAACAUAAGUAUUCUACUUCUCCUGAGGAGUACAUUUUUGCAGCAUUAAAUUUAUAUUUAGAUGUUAUUAAUAUUUUCUUGGAUAUCCUUACCAUCAUUGGUGCAUCUCGAGAUUGAAACUAAGAAGAUACCUGGAACAUUCCACUGUAUUAAAAUUCUUUACUAAACAACGCGUAGUAGGCUUUUACUUGUUAUCAUUUUGUUUUAACUCUAUACUUUUUUCUAAAGAGUAAAUAAUAAGUGAAAGAAGGGAAAAGUGUAAAGCAAAUCUUUAUUGCUACGAAGAAUUAGCAUUUUACAUGUGAUCCUAUUUAUGGGCAAUAGAAGGAACACAAAAGAACAGUUACCACUUGACUUAGUUUUACGUGUAAAGCCUUCGAUUUUGUUUCAAAAUAUUUCUUAUUGUCUUACUCAAAAACUAAAUGUAUCAUAAUGUUUAUUAAUCUUUUUUUUUUUUAUAAGAUUGAAUAUUGUCGAUAUAAUCAUUUUAUUUGUGUAAUUUAGUUGUUGUAUUCAAAUCGUUGUUAUUAUUUCAAUCAAGUUAGAUAAAGAUAAGAUAAGUCAUUUAAUGUAAAAUGUAUAAGCAGUUUUCAUCUUCAGAAAUUAAUUCGUUACGAUUACUUACUUUCUUGUAAAGUGAUAGCAUUCACAUCUGUGAUGCUUUUUGUUCCUGACAAUUAAUAUUUCAUUUUGAAAAUUGUAAUUAGGAAUUACGUAUAUUUAUUUUGUUUUUCUUUGUUUUUUUCUCCCCCCUUCCAAGUUUCCUGUCAAUAUAUCAUUUAUAAAAUCACCGUUGUGCACUUUAUGACAAUUGAAUGAAUGAUAGAAUUGAUGAUGUUAUUAAUAUUAUUGCUCCUUACUUUAAUAAUGAAAAUAUAUAUGGUAUGUAAUAUUAUAAGCAUAUUAUACAAACAGUCAAGUAAUUAUUAAAAAACUCUAAAUAUUUGAUCGAUAUUUAUGUAUUUAUAUAGGUACUUUAUCAGUAUGUUUAAGUUUUAUUCAUGUUUGAAUAAUAAAAGCUGCAGAUAUAAAGAAAUUAUUAUUUUAUUUUAAACGUAUUCGUAUACGGUAAGAAAUUCAUUUGUAUGUGCAAAAUAUUUCAUAAAAACGCGUCUAAUUCUAUUUAAUGUAUAUAUAUAUAUAUAUCGAAAUAUGAUCUAUACUAACAGUAUUUUAAGGAUUAUAGAACAAUAAAAGAAUGAUUUCGAAAUCUUGAAUAUUUAUAUUUAUAGUAAAUUAUUCUUACACAAAUAGGAUAAAAGCUUUUGGUUUAAAGCUUUUCAAUUGAAACUUAAGAAACAUCCGAUUAAAACUUAAUUAUAAAGAAGCCAUGUUAGGUGUGCAACGUUUUUGUAUGAAAAA
Messenger RNA from Polistes canadensis, 2444 nucleotides. It is a transcript of the gene Lfg, whose product is annotated as protein lifeguard 1. The coding region runs from base 231 to 1199 and encodes 322 amino acids. Gene Ontology annotation, cellular component: membrane. The record is from RefSeq and is a predicted model, not a curated record. The transcript has 6 exons. NCBI's taxonomy places the organism in Eukaryota, Metazoa, Arthropoda, Insecta, Hymenoptera, Vespidae.